Messenger RNA from Artibeus jamaicensis (Jamaican fruit-eating bat), 1195 nucleotides. RefSeq names its product growth-regulated protein homolog gamma-like. Gene Ontology annotation, molecular function: CXCR chemokine receptor binding; chemokine activity. Gene Ontology annotation, cellular component: extracellular region. NCBI's taxonomy places the organism in Eukaryota, Metazoa, Chordata, Mammalia, Chiroptera, Phyllostomidae. Gene Ontology annotation, biological process: chemokine-mediated signaling pathway; antimicrobial humoral immune response mediated by antimicrobial peptide; neutrophil chemotaxis. The coding region runs from base 235 to 552 and encodes 105 amino acids. The record is from RefSeq and is a predicted model, not a curated record. The transcript is spliced from 4 exons.
CCUCGCGUCCCCCACCCCAACUACCCCCAGGGGCAGGGCCACGCCUUCCUUUCCGACCAGCGAACGACCUGCAGGUCCGGGAAUUUCCCUUGCUCGGGGGCUGCGAACUUCCCUCCCCUAUUGUGGAUAAAAAGGGUUCGUCCGUCUCCGGGAGCCACAGAUCUCGCCCAGCCAGCUCUCCCGCCAGCUCUCGCGCUCCAGGCACCGUCGACCAGACCCACCAAGCUGAGCACCAUGACCCGCACCGCAACCGCCGCUGUCCCCCGGGUCCCCGGACUCCUCAGGGCUGCGCUGCUGCUCCUACUCCUGGUCACCUCCUGCCGCCACGCUGCAGGGAGGCCUGUGGCCAAUGAACUUCGCUGCCAGUGUUUGCAGACCUUGCAGAAAAUUCACCCCAAGCACAUCCAGAGUGUGAAGGUCAUACCCCCAGGAGCCUCCUGCGACCAAACCGAAGUCGUAGCCACGCUCAAGAACGGACAGGAUGUUUGCCUCAACCCUGAAGCCCCUUUCGUUAAGAAAAUGAUCGAAAAGAUGCUGAACAACUCCGACUAACCAGAGGACGCAGACCCUGCCUCACAAAAAUCAAAGAGGAAAAAGAGGAAUCAGCAGCUCCCAGAGCCACCUGGGUGGAGCUUCCAGUACUUGAGCAUCUCUUACGAGAGUUCUUCUACUUAUUUAUUUAUUUAUUGGUUGGUUUUCAAAUAUUCUAUGUUAAUAUUUCACAUGUCAAAUCUUUAAGGAUUUGAUUGACUCUAUUUGUGCACAGUACUAUUAUUUUUAUUGUUUAUUUUAUGUCAAACCCAAGUUAGCCCAGUUCUACUUCUUAUUUAAUUUGAGAGUAAAAUGUUUGCAAAUAUUCUCUAGUCAUUCGAUUAAUAUUUCCAAGGAGCCCACAGUACUGCCAGCUGCUAUGGCAGAGGGUGGGGGAUCUAAGCAAUAGUGAGGUCAUUGUCAGGGUAGGAGAGUACACAUGCACACCUAUAGUAACUGUUGAAGAGCAUUUUAGUGGUUAUUUAUUGGGACAAUUUCACAGCAUGUGCUCAGCAUUCCUAAUGUUGAAACUUUAAGAACUACGAUGUUCUAAACAUCCCUUGGACAUUUCAUGUCUUUCUUGUAAGGCAUAAUGCCUUGGUUAGUGUUAAUUAUGCAAUGUUUGUGUCUUAAAACAAAGAAAUUGAUUUGUGGAUGCUUUUGC